CCAGUCACACUGCAGAUGCAUUUCUUUGAGUAGCCUCGACCCCCUUAUGGACUCAAUGAAUGUAUCACGACAUGGCAUUGCUCACUGGGAAUGCAGAUCCUGAGUUCAGCUCCUACUCCUUCAAUAACUUGGAAAACCUGUGUGAAGUGCAAACCAAGAAAGGAUUAUACUACAAAAAGGCCAAACUCUUACACCCUGGGGAAGACUUGUGCUACUUAGCCCGCCUGGAUGACCGGACUAGGUUUGUGAUCAUCAACGUAGGUGGUAUUAAAUACAAAGUUCCAUGGACCACCUUGGAGAACUGCCCCUUGACCAGGCUUGGGAAGCUCAAAUCUUGCAACAAUUAUGAUGAGAUCAUGAACAUCUGCGAUGAUUAUGAUGUUAGCUGCAAUGAAUUUUUUUUUGACCGUAAUCCUAGUGCCUUCAGGACAAUCAUGACUUUCCUGACAGCUGGGAAGCUGAGGCUUCUCAGGGAGAUGUGUGCUCUUUCUUUUCAGGAGGAGCUUGUGUACUGGGGGAUAGAAGAAGACCACCUGGAGUGGUGCUGUAAAAAGAGACUGCGACAGAAAGAGGAGGAGGCAGCUGAGGCCAGACUGUAUGAAGGGGAGAUGGUGUUUAGUGAAACUACGCAAUGUGCCUUCCAGGACAGUAGCCGAUUGAGUUUGUGCAUGCGAAAGCUCAGGGAUAUGGUGGAGAACCCCCACUCAGGGAUCCCAGGAAAGAUCUUUGCGUGUAUUUCAAUCUCUUUUGUUGCCAUCACUGCAGUCAGCCUCUGCAUCAGCACCAUGCCAGAUGUUAGAGAAGAAGAAGAUCGGGUGAGUGCUGCUUUUCUCAGCAUCAAGCGUGUUUUGCAGUGUUGUCUCCUCAGGGAAGGUGACGGGCAAAGUCAGCCCAGCAAUCAUGCAGGUAUUGCGUUUGGUGUUUAUGAGGUGAAGGGCUGGCCAGGGUAG
Molecule: messenger RNA, 950 nt
Organism: Antrostomus carolinensis (chuck-will's-widow)
Lineage: Eukaryota; Metazoa; Chordata; Aves; Caprimulgiformes; Caprimulgidae
Product: potassium voltage-gated channel subfamily G member 2-like
Exons: 1
Coding region: 60-950 (296 amino acids)
Biological process (GO): protein homooligomerization; action potential; potassium ion transmembrane transport
Cellular component (GO): voltage-gated potassium channel complex; membrane
Molecular function (GO): voltage-gated potassium channel activity; protein binding
Source: RefSeq, a predicted model, not a curated record